Molecule: messenger RNA, 1419 nt
Organism: Papaver somniferum (opium poppy)
Lineage: Eukaryota; Viridiplantae; Streptophyta; Magnoliopsida; Ranunculales; Papaveraceae
Product: probable WRKY transcription factor 12
Exons: 3
Coding region: 413-1171 (252 amino acids)
Biological process (GO): regulation of DNA-templated transcription
Molecular function (GO): sequence-specific DNA binding; DNA-binding transcription factor activity
Source: RefSeq, a predicted model, not a curated record
CAGCUUCUAUAAGAAAGUUUGUGUUAGGGCACAGAAGCUGCAGUGUUGGUGAAAGAAAAAGAAACAAAGACCCCCACUUCGUUCUUUUAGACCCUUCCCUUUCACUUACCAAUUACCACCAUAGAUCUAGAACACCAAACAGAAGAUAUAUAUUCAAACCUAAUUCCUUUCCUUUUGAAAUCUUCAUAAUCCACACAACACCUACAAGAAGUGCAUAUAUAGAGACAUAGUCGUAGAGAAAGAGAGCUCACUGAGACUGUUUCUUGGCAACAUAUAUAAUCCUCUUUUCCGGUGGUCUCUGGGUCUGUGGUAUUUCCUUGAGCUUUUUUUUAAUUCCGGUGGUUAGUUUUUUUGGCUGCACUUUGGUUUACUUCUGGUUUAUUACAGGGGGAUAAGAGACUCAGAGGGAGACAUGACCUAUUCUUCAUCCCAACUAAUGCUAAACCAUGGUUUAUUAGAGGGUCAUCAUCAUAAUCAUCAUCAAGAGAUUAAUAUUCCAUUAAACGAUCAUAUGGGUUUGUUUACACAAAAUAACUCCAAUUUCCCUCUACCCAAUAACUGGACUUUCCCUCCAUACGGUUAUCAUGAUAAUCCAGUCUUUCAUCAUUCAACAACUUCGAAAAUCCGAAGAGAUGCUGUUUCUUCUCAUCAUUUUGGUGGUGGUGAUGACGAUGGAUUUGACAACCAUGAUCAGCAACCUCCUUCAUCAGUACAAAGAUUUUCAUCGUCAACUAAUCUUUGGCCAUGGGGAGAUGUUGAUAAUGAUGUAUGUUUGGGGAGUAUCAAUGUUAAGCAACAGAAAUGCUUUGGAGAGAAUAAUAAUAACCAUCAUGAACUAGGGAUUUCCGCCAUGAAGAUGAUGAAGAAAGUGAAGGGCAGAAGGAAGAUAAGAGAACCUAGAUUUUGUUUCAAGACCAAGAGUGAAGUUGAUGUCUUGGAUGAUGGCUAUAAAUGGAGAAAGUAUGGUCAGAAAGUUGUCAAAGACACACAACAUCCAAGGAGCUAUUACCGUUGCACAGUUGACACUUGCCGGGUGAAAAAGAGGGUGGAACGGUUAGCAGAAGACCCACGAAUGGUUAUUACUACAUAUGAAGGAAGACAUGGACAUACCCCAUCUCAAGAUCAAGAAAACUCUCAAGCUCAACUCCAAACUAACAAUUUCUUCUGGUAGUAUGUAUCUAUACUAAAUAGAUGGCUAGCUGGUACAACUAAUAUGUUAAUAUGUUGAAUUGGCUAUAUCUAGGCCUCUAAGUCUUCGGGUUCUGUCGAUGUCAUUGCUGAUCUAAUCGAUGGUGUAGUAGCAAUAAGAAUAUAUCCAGAAAAAUAAAAUGUUUGUAUGUCCUCGGCUAAGGUGAGUGUAUAUAUGUUUGAGGAUUUUGUGGUAAUUAAUGUUUGAUUUUGAUUUUUGAUUUUGGUUUU